Messenger RNA from Lepus europaeus (European hare), 5967 nucleotides. It is a transcript of the gene PLEKHH1, whose product is annotated as pleckstrin homology, MyTH4 and FERM domain containing H1. The record is from RefSeq and is a predicted model, not a curated record. The transcript has 29 exons. Gene Ontology annotation, cellular component: cytoskeleton. NCBI's taxonomy places the organism in Eukaryota, Metazoa, Chordata, Mammalia, Lagomorpha, Leporidae. The coding region runs from base 90 to 4184 and encodes 1364 amino acids.
GCCCAGGGCGCGCGUGAGCCCAGUGCGCGGCGGGGACGCACGCGAGCUCGCGGAAGGCCUCCUUGGAAGAUCCAGAAGUUGUUUCCAUCAUGGCGGAAGUCAAGGUGGAGUCGCGGGCUAGCGUGGACUGGCAGAAACGCUGCCUGGCCCUGGAAACACAGCUUUUCCGGUUCCGCCUACAGGCCAGCAAGAUCAGGGAGCUGCUGGCUGACAAGAUGCAGGAGCUGGAGCAGAGGCUGCUGGAGGCGGAGCAGAGAGCAGAGAACGCGGAGACCCAGGUGGGCGUGAUGGAGGAGAAGCUGAAGCUGUGCAGCCUGAAGAACGUGGACUGCACAGGCAGCCUGCCCCGCAAGUACCAGGAGCUGCUGAAAGCCGUGCAGUGCAAAGAUGAGCUCAUUUGCCAGCUGCAGGCCCAGCUGGAGGCGCAGAAGCAAAUGAGAGCUGAGGAAGCAAAAAUCGUUCAAGAAAAAGCUGCAAAGAUCAAGGAGUGGGUGACACUAAAGUUAGCAGAGCUUGAAACAGAGAAUCAGCACCUGAAAAGUUGUAAUCGGCACCUGGUGGAGCAGGUGGGAGCCCUUCAGGAUGCACUAGAGGCUCUUCGGAUGGCGCCUUCAGGGAAGCUGAUGUCCUCCCAGAAAUCCCCAGAGCAGGAUUCUGUCCCUUCUGAGCCAGGCCCCCAGCCUGUGGGGCAGGACCCUGGUCCCCAGGCUCAGGGUUUCAAGCUGUCUGUGCCUGCAGAUUCUCCAGGGGCCCUGCAGAGCAAGGACCUUGUUUGUGAAGCAAGAAGCCCCUCGGACGAUUCUUGUCCCAGUGUGAUCCAAUCUGGGAAAACAGCAGAGGCCCAGACCCUUCAACCCCACCUGGGAAGAGAAGGCUCUCCCAGUCGGCUGUGCGUGAAAGCUCGCGCCCCGAGAUGCGGCUCAGCCUCCUGGGGUGAGGGCCUGUUCAUGGCUCGGGGAGGGCUGCUCCCUGGAACCAAGACCUCUGUCAGGGAAGGUGGUCCUGGCAGCAGCCUGACCCUUCCAAAGGCACGGGCUCCCGGCACCCCCCGGGACAGCAUCCAGCUGGCCAAGAGGCACCACAGCCAGCCCCAGGUGGGCCCUGGACACUUGGACCACACGGUGCGCAUUGAGAUUGGGGUCCUCCCGGUCCUCCAUCCUUCUGGCCUUCCGAAGCCGAAGACUCCAGCUCAGAUCUGGGAAGAACCAGAGAAGAUGGAGAUGGAGGAGCCGCCACCAGCAGGGAAGAAGGAAAUAAGAGCGAGCCUGAAGGCCUCCGGAGCCGAGCUGGAGGAAGUGGAGCUGGGGAGCAAGCCACCCACGCCGCCCCUGCACCGGUUUCCAUCCUGGGAGAGCCGGAUCUACGCUGUGGCCAUGUCAGGCAUGCAGCUCUCGGAUGUGCCCCCCAGAAGUAAUGCUGCCUGCUGCGCUUCCAGCCCUCCUGCCCUCACGUCUCCUGGGCCUUUCUCUGGCCUUGUCUACAAGAAUGUCACUGUGCCUGUCUACACAGCUCUGAAGGGGAGAGCCAUGCAGAUCAGCAGUGUGCCCUUCAUGGACGAGUCCUCGGGCUCCGACGAUGACUGCAGCUCUCAGGCGAGUUUCCGGAUGUCCGUCCCCUGCUCUGAGUCGCGGAAGACCAGUGGGCUGGGCAGCCCCCGGGCCAUCAAGAGAGGUGUCUCCGUGUCCUCACUGAGCUCCGAGGGUGACUAUGCCAUCCCCCCUGAUGCCUGCUCACUGGACAGUGACUACUCGGAGCCUGAGCAUAAACUGCAGCGCACCUCGUCCUACUCCCCUGACGGGCUGGGCCCAGGCACGGAGUCGCUGGAGAAGUCGGGCUACCUGCUGAAGAUGGGCAGCCGUGUGAAGACGUGGAAGAGGCGCUGGUUUGUCCUGAGACAGGGACAGAUCAUGUACUACAAGUCCCCGAGUGAUGUCAUCAGGAAACCGCAAGGUCAAGUGGAUCUGAACUCCCGCUGCCAGAUUGUCCGAGGCGAGGGGGCGCAGACGUUCCAGCUCGUGUCCGAAAAGAAGACUUACUACCUGACGGCAGACUCGCCCAGCCUGCUGGAGGAGUGGAUCCGCGUGCUCCAGAGCCUGCUGAAGGUGCAGGCCACGGGGCCUCCAGCCCUGCCUCAGGGCGGCACCAAGCCCACCGUGAAGGGCUGGCUGACCAAGGUAAAACAUGGCCACUCCAAGCUCGUCUGGUGUGCUCUUGUCGGGAAAACCUUCUACUACUAUCGGAGCCAUGAAGACAAGCGACCCCUGGGCCGUCUGCCCGUGCGGGAUGCGCGCAUCGCGGAAGUGGAUCGCUCGUGUGACUCAGAUGAGGACUACGAGGCUGGAGGGACUGGCCGGCUGCUGUCUUCCCACUGCACGCUGGUGAUCCACCCCCCAGAGCACAGCCCCACCUACCUCCUCAUAGGCACCAAGCAUGAAAAGGACACGUGGCUUUACCACCUCACGGUAGCUGCAGGCGGCAGCAGUGCCAAGGUGGGCACUGCCUAUGAACAGCUCAUUGGGAAACUGAUGGAUGGUGAGGGGGACCCAGACUCCCCACUCUGGAGGCAUCCCACGCUGUGCUACACCAGACACGGGCUGGCCGCCUCCCUCACCACCCUGCCCUCCGAGGCCCUGCAGACCGAGGCCCUCAAGCUCUUCAAGUCUUGCCAGCUCUUCAUCAACGUGCCCGUGGAAGCUGCCUCGGUGGACUACCACGUGUCCCUGGCCCAGACGGCGCUGCAGGUGUGCCUGGUCCACCCCGAGCUUCAGAGCGAGAUCUACUGCCAGCUCAUGAAGCAGACCAGCUGCCGCCCCCCUCAGAAGUACUCCCGCAUGCAGUGCUGGCAGCUCCUGGCUCUGUGUGCCCCCCUCUUCCUGCCUCAGCAUCACUUCCUGUGGUACGUCAAGCAGCAGCUGCAGCGCCACGCAGACCCCCGGAAUGAAACUGGCCAGUACGCCACCUACUGCCAGCGGGCAGUGGAGCGGACCCUGCAGACCGGGGAGCGAGAGGCCAGGCCGUCGCGCAUGGAGGUGGUGUCGAUCCUGCUGCGGAACCCCUUCCACCACUCCCUGCCCUUCAGCAUCCCCGUGCUCCUGGCCAAUGGGACUUACCAGGUGGUCGGCUUCGACGGCUCCUCCACCGUGGACGAGUUCCUGCAGCGGCUGAACCAGGAGAUGGGCAUGCGCAGGCCGUCGCACUCCGGCUUCGCCCUCUUCACGGAUGAUCCUUCCGGCAGAGACCUGGAGCACUACCUGCAGGGCAGCGUCAAGAUCUGCGACGCCAUCUCCAAGUGGGAACAAGCGCUGAAGGAGCUGCACCCCGGAAAGACGGAGGGGGGAACGCGUGUGGUGAAGCUGAUGUACAAGAACAGGCUGUACUUUCGGAGUCAGGUCAAGGGGGAGACGGAACGAGAGCGGCUGCUGCUCGCCUGCCAGACCAGCGGCGAGAUCGUGGCCGGGAGGUUUCCUGUCAACAAGGAGUUGGCUCUGGAGAUGGCUGCCCUGAUGGCCCAGGUGGAGUAUGGAGACCUGGAGAAGCCCGUCCUGCUGGGCUCCGGGGGCACACCCCCAGCCAAAGCUCAGCAUCUCCUCCAGCAAGUCCUAGACAGGUUCUACCCACGGCGCUAUAGACACGGGGCCCCCCCUGAACAGCUCAGGCACCUGGCAGAUAUGCUGACCACAAAGUGGGCAGCCUUGCAAGGCUGUUCCGCUCCUGAGUGCAUCCGCAUCUACCUGACUGUGGCCCGGAAAUGGCCUUUCUUUGGUGCUAAGCUCUUUGCUGCUCAGCCUGCCCAGCUGUCUUCCAAGGAGGAGAGCCCUCUGGUCUGGAUCGCCGUGAACGAGGACGGCGUCAGCAUCCUGGACCACAGCACCAUGCAAGUGCACGUCACUUACCCCUACACUGCAGUGACAACCUUUGGUGGCUGCAAGGAUGACUUCAUGCUUGUGAUUCGAUCCACUCCAGACCAGAGCUCUGGGAAAGGUCACAUUGAGAAGUUGACCUUCCGGAUGGCUGCUCCCAAGAUUGCAGAAGCUACCUUCAUCAUGGCCAGCUACAUGAACCAUCACUCUACAACUGUGAGCCCCCCCACAAACCCCCCUGCCGCCCACCAGCCCUGGGACCUGGAUGGACGACAGCUCUUUGCCUCUGUUCCCUGUGCCACCAAGGGGCCAACGUUGCUGUGACUGUUUCUCCUGCCUCCUCCCCACCACCACUGGUGCCUCUGGAAUUGGACAUGUGUGUCCUGGGGUGCGAUACUACUGUGAUGGGUCUCACGCCCGGCCUCACUUUGUUCUGUGACCUGUGUAUCUCGUGUCUGAGAAGCCUUUACUCUAGGUGCCUUACUUGUCUCAGAGCCCAGCUUUUAAAAAUCCAGACCCAGUGUAAGAACCAGUUAACCUUUUAUUCCCCACGAGAAUACUAACUCUGUAUGCUGCCUGAAUAGAGACCUCGACAGGCUGGUGCACCGUUAGCCAGGCCUCAGUGCCGACGUCAGGGCAGCUGGUAUUUCUCAUGCACGUGGUUGUUACGUAGGGGUUUAUACUUGAAGUUUUCUCAACAUCCCUAAACAGGAUAGGACAAAAACUCUGAUUUACCUGAACUGACAAAAGCCUGGAACUCACUAAAACUGGACUUUCUUUCCCAAGUGGGAAAGGGCUAGCAGGGCUGGAGAGAAAGAAAAGCACUCCCUCUCCCCCUUUCCUGGAGUACAGGCCGCACUACUCAGAGGGAAGUGCCUCUCCCCGGCCCCGCACUGUCCCCAGUGCCACACGGCCAGAGCGAGGGCAGGGGCCGGCAAGCCUGGCCUCAUUUAACAGCUGCACCGGGCUCAGGGCUGCAGGAUGAGGUGGUCAGUUUUUCCUGCCCUUCUUUUGCUGCUCUGUGAGGCUACUGGACACACAGACUCACUGCGCUCAGGGGCCUCGAGACUUCCAGUGAACUUGCGCUGGGAAUUAGUUUCCGGGCAAGGGCGUGUGCGUGGUACCUGCACAUGAGCAUCAGGUGAGGAAGCCAAGUUGCUUUCACCUUUUCCCUUCCUGACUACACUGUGACCCGAGUGCAGAGGAGAUGGUCUUUGUUUACACCCUCCCUGACAGAGGAAAAGAAAACGAGAGUUCAUGCUCGGAUUUUCCAGCAUCUGAGAAAGUUUUAUUUCCAAGCCCUAAGACAGCCUUAGCAUUUGUCAGUAAGGUGCUGGAAACUGUAUGGGUUUGGCAGUAGCACCCAAGAUCCACGCCUUUACCCCCAGCAGUGUGUGUGUGUGUGUGUGUCUGUGACACUGGCUGGAAGUUGCUUCCGCGAACGCCUCCGCUGCUCAAAGCUCCCUUCUCACCCACACACUGACCAGGCAGAUGGAAAAAGAAACGUGCCACUCUGACUCUUGUACAUGACCCUGACUUUGCAAGACGGGUGGUUUUAAGGCCAUCUUUGUUCCCAUCUUUCCCUCUCAAGAUUUGGGGAUCUAGCUGGGACAUCUCUACCUCGCACAGGGCACAUGUUCCACUGGCUCCCAGAUAACCCCCUCCCCCAAAGCCAGCAUAAAAGGCGACGGUUCUGAUUUUAUAGUAUCUUGAGUGUCUCUUAGGCCAGCAAGGAUAAUGUUGUAUACCCAUGGAGUUUCAAAACCAGGUUUCCAAAGAUAGGGCAAACAUAAACGAGGCAGUGCUCGUACUGAACUUGGGGGUCGAACUAUUUCUCCCACCCUCUGCUUCCCAGCCCUUCAGGAGACACUGCCUUGGAAACAGAGGCUUCGAUUGUUUGCUUAUUUAUCCAACGUUGACGCAAGGAUUCCACGUCUGGAAACCAGAGUCAAAUUUCCGUCUUGCCUUUGUCUCACCUGUCUUGGCAAAAGCAGCUUUCACAAUGGUAAAAAAUGCUGAGUAACAGAAAAGUGUUAAUGUGCUUGACACCCAUGACUGAAAUGCCAGGAUCAUGUCUGUCAAUAAAAAGCAGCUGUGACCCAGGCGA